UUGAAACACCUCAAUGGCCCCUGAACACUGCAACGGCUUUAUUUUGAAAUCCGGAAGUAUCAGUGAGCGACUGCAGCUUACUCCGCGUCUCUUUGCUGCCGCUGAUUAAACGCUUUUGUGCAAAGACUUUGUCCUGCAUCACUUCCUCCCUCCCAGCACUGUGCAGUAGGCGGGGAGGUGUGAGGAGCGCGCGGCUCUUCACUCCUUCAUGCUGCUCAGGAGCCAUGGCGGAGCACCGUGAGCAGCACGCAGCGGCUUCCUGCCCUGCAGCACACGACACACUGCUGACACUCUCGAAAGUUUGACAACACAUCUGCUGCUGGAGCUUGUCACACAUGACCGCUUUAACUUUUCUCUCAGUGGCAUGUACCUGACCUCCGUGGGAUCAUAGCGACGCACAAAGUGCUUUUUCUUCUUACAGGACGUCCGUGCAGAGCGACUCUUUCAUAUUUUCAAUCCGUGUCAGAGGAGGUGAACAUGGGGGCGAAGCAGAGCAGCCCGGCGGCUAAUCCAGCUGCUAACGGACGGACCAGAGCGUACUCCGGCUCGGAUCUGCCCUCCAGCACCUCCAGCAGUAACGGGAGUAACGGGAGCAGGACAGCCGCCGGAGGGGUGAGGUACCACGCUUACAGUGCGUCUGGAGCCUCCGGAGCCACGUCCAGCACCAGCCAGCACAUCGGAGCCAGGGCCAGGUCUGCGGGGGGCUCAGGAGGCUCAGGGAUCAGACCACAGUCCGGCAUCAACAUACCGAACAGCAGCGGAGCCUACAGCUCCCAGGAGUCCGGAGGCAGCAGUCCGGAGGAGGCGGCGGACAGAGAUAGGAGGCUGCUGAUAGGUUCAUUACCAGCACACCUCUCACCUCAUCUAUUCGGAGGCUUCAAGUGCCCUGUGUGCUCCAAGUUUGUGUCCUCAGAUGAGAUGGAUCUGCACCUGGUCUUGUGUUUAACCAAACCCAGAGUGACAUAUAAUGAGGACGUCCUCACCAAGGAUGCGGGAGAAUGUGCAAUCUGCCUGGAGGAGCUGGUACAGGGGGACACCAUCGCUCGCCUGCCCUGCCUCUGCAUCUAUCAUAAAGGCUGCAUCGACGAGUGGUUUGAAGUAAACAGAUCAUGUCCAGAGCAUCCAUCUGAUUAAAGCUUUUUUUGCACAGGUACCCCUCGAUGAGAGCGAUCUCCUUCAUUCGCAACCAAAUGAAGUGCGGAUCCAGGGAAGACUGCUGGACGCCGUGACCACUGUGAUCAGUUUAAACCCCCCCCCCCCCCCC
Messenger RNA from Scomber japonicus (chub mackerel), 1264 nucleotides. It is a transcript of the gene znrf2b, whose product is annotated as zinc and ring finger 2b. The record is from RefSeq and is a predicted model, not a curated record. NCBI's taxonomy places the organism in Eukaryota, Metazoa, Chordata, Actinopteri, Scombriformes, Scombridae. The coding region runs from base 478 to 1134 and encodes 218 amino acids. The transcript has 5 exons.